AUAUAUUUCACAUAUUGUUUUCGAAGGUGACGUGUGCUGUGUACGGUCUCAGAUAGAAUUUUGCCCAUAAUUUAAGUUUUUAUGUGCUGUCACAGCACAGCGUGUAAAUAAUCAUGUUAAAACACGGAAGUAUACUCCUCAUCUUUCUGUGCAUGCUCGAAUAUGGCACAGGCCUUUAUUUUCACAUUGCUGAAACCGAGAGAAAGUGUUUCAUCGAGGAGAUUCCAGACGAGACGACAGUUUUGGUGAAUUAUAAGGUUGAGAUCUAUGACCCGAGAACCGGCGGAUUCAUGCCCAGCAGUCCAGGUAUGGGAAUGCACGUGGAAGUUCGCGAUCCAGACGACAAGAUGAUUCUUUCCAGAGUCUACAGUUCAGAGGGACGAUUUUCUUUCACCUCUCACACACCUGGCGAACAUGUUAUCUGCUUGUAUUCCAACAGCAGUUCUUGGUUCAGUGGCACUCAAUUGAGAGUACAUCUGGAUAUUCAAGUGGGUGAACACGCAAUUGAUUAUGCCAAUAUAGCCCAGAAGGAAACGUUGUCAGAGUUACAAUUGAGAAUACGUCAACUUCUUGAUCAAUUAGAACAGAUAACCAAGGAACAAAACUACCAAAGGUAUCGAGAAGAACGGUUUAGGCAAACAUCUGAGAGUACGCACCGGCGUGUAUUCUGGUGGUCCCUUACACAAUCUGUGGUCUUGUUAAUCAUGGGUGCAUGGCAAAUAAGACACUUGAAGAGUUUCUUCGAAGCAAAGAAAUUAGUAUAAGAUCAAAAUCAAUUAUGUUUAGGGUAUUAGUCAUCUUAAAGUUUCCUUUGUCAACAUAUGAGACUCUUAUAAUUUAUUUUAAAAAGGUGUAAGCAUUAAAUGGUUCUAUUUUCAUGAACUUUUGUCAUUUCUGCGUACGAUACUUUGGGCGUGUCCAAGCAUGCUCAUUGAUCAAUGUAUUCAUACAAAACGAUCAAUUUUUCAGUAUAAUAGAUUCAGUGUAUGGUGUAAUUUUUCAUAGGAAUAAAAUUGCUGUAAUUUUUACGAAA
This is a messenger RNA of Hylaeus volcanicus, 1033 nucleotides long. RefSeq names its product transmembrane emp24 domain-containing protein eca (gene eca). Lineage: Eukaryota; Metazoa; Arthropoda; Insecta; Hymenoptera; Colletidae. Gene Ontology annotation, cellular component: COPII-coated ER to Golgi transport vesicle; Golgi apparatus; endoplasmic reticulum. The record is from RefSeq and is a predicted model, not a curated record. Bases 114 to 764 code for a protein of 216 amino acids. The transcript has 4 exons. Gene Ontology annotation, biological process: Golgi organization; endoplasmic reticulum to Golgi vesicle-mediated transport; intracellular protein transport.